Messenger RNA from Schistosoma spindalis, 3720 nucleotides. The record is from the annotation of a GenBank genome assembly. NCBI's taxonomy places the organism in Eukaryota, Metazoa, Platyhelminthes, Trematoda, Strigeidida, Schistosomatidae.
AAUAUAUAAAUACUUUUUUGUGUACAAUAACUAGUUUUGCUUGUCUCUUACCAAUCAUAAUUAGUGCAAUUAAUGAUGCCGACCUUGAAUGGAUUUGUUGAUUGUAAUUAGAAAACAAAGCCUAGUGUUAGUGUAUGUAUAAUCUGCCUUCGUUUUAAUAGCUCUCGAAUUGCAUUUAACUAAGUACCCCAGGUGGACAACUUCAGGAAUAACCUGUCAACUUGGGCUUACUUAAGUUUUUGAUGGAUUUCUGUAGGGUAUCAAAGCAUUUAUUUAAUACUAGUUUUCUUAUGUUUACGACUUUUUAAACUAAGGUUAUUAGCGUCCGUUGUUUCAAGUGUAUUAACUUUUACACACUUUUUAUGACUGUACCUCAGUUGUCUUUAUACAGUUGUAUCAUUGGGCUAAAUUGUUGCGUAUGCCAAACAGGCGACCUGUGAAGUGACCAGUAAUGACUUCGUAAACAAUACACACUCUGCACAGGCAAUUACCAGUUAAGACCUACUUAACCAAUACUUGAUUUCUAAUGAACAAAAUGAAAUCAGUUCGGGGAAGUCUUCUAACGCAUAAAAGACAAAACGUGACGGGCAAAAGGCUAUGCUUAUACGCGUAGUUUUUAAUGUUGAUGAUAUGCUAUGUUUAUAAAAAAAUAUCCAAAUAACUUUGUUUUCUACUGUGAUUGACCAUUUUGACAUAAAGUCAGUUCAAUGAUCCGCAUAAACCUAAAAAUCACAGCCGAAAAACCUAGGACAUUGAUGAUAAUCACGUUUACUGUUUUUAUACAAAUAGGUGAUUUCCUGUAAACAGACUGUUUAUGAACUUCUUGGUUGCAAACUAAUAGGCUAUCGGACUUUUAUUAUGUCUAGUGUUAAUAUUCACUACAAGUCGAUCUUGGUUAAAUAGAAGGGGGAUUUUCCUGGAUAGCUCAUUUUUCAUGCUUAAAAGUUACCGAUUCUGUAUUCGAAAACUUGGUUUUGUCAUGCUUGUUAAAUAUAACUUUAUUCAUAAUAUUGAAAUGAAACAGAUUCACUAGUUUUUAUACUACACUGUAAAUCUUCCUAAUCCAAUUAGUCUUAUAGAAAUCAUUUGUUUAUCGAAAUUAUCAUAUGAAAUUUCAAUCCAAACUGAUGAACAUUUAAGCACGAAACUUGAAUAUAUUCGGUUUCCGUGCGAGAAUAUCGAUUUUACACUUACCAAAAAUUUGGCUGGAAGUUGUAAAUUUCAUGCUCGGUUCAUGUACAGUGUAAUAAACUCUAAGUAAUAAUAAAAAUGUAAUUGUUUUGAUUGUAAUUAGAUCAGUGGGACUGGCAACUUGAAAAGUAUGGGCGAGAUAACAAUUACACAGAAUGUAUUCACCAUGUCAUAGUGAGUUAGACAAAUUUCUUUGAUUCGUCUUUCGUUUUAUUAAAACCACUUUUUAAUAUUUACAUUUGUAAGGAAAUAAGACAAUAGCAGGAUUGUAAUGGUGUGUAAUGUCACAACAAACAUCCACUAAUACAACUGGACAAUUAGUUGGUGCUAUUAGUAGUAAUGAUAAUUUACUCGGUUCACCUAUGCCAUAUCAACCAGUUUGUCAGAGAUGCUAUAAUCCACUACAAUUGGAUCAAGAUUUUGAACACUUACAGAAAACAGAAUUGCUGACCUUAAUUGAUGCUACGACUGCUGACAGUGAAACAUCUGAUCCAAUUAAUUUAGUACCUGUUAAAAAUUCGACCACUCCUCGACCAAGAUUUAUUGUCCCACCAAAUUCAGCAUUGUCCUUGUUAAAUGAUGAGGAAGAUCCACUUGAAACUCUUCAGUCAUAUACCGGACCUACUUCAAGUCUUGACCAUCGUCUUAAGGUGAAUGCUUGUUUAUUUGAUGUAUUAAGUGGUCGUACUGAAGUUGAUCAUCCUUUAUGCCAGGAAUGUGCUGAUACUUUACUGUUAGCUAAACAACAGUGUUUAGAAUUUCAGGAAGAAGAAAUGAAAUGUUUGCAAUUUUACUUAUCGUACCUUGAUUCGACUGCUGGGAAAAUUGAAGCUAAAUUAAAGUCUAAACAAGCGUUUAAAUUAAAGUCAACCCAGAAAACGGAAAGUGAUAAUCUUUCAUGUGAAACAAUCACUCAAUCACAUGAUCAAGUCUCUGAAAAUCAAAGCACUAUCACAUCUAGUGAAAACAAAAUUCUAUUUAAUAAAAUAGUUGACGAUGACGAUACUGCCGUUCAUGAUGCAAACAACGAGUUGGCUAACGAUUCAACAUUAAUUGAUUCUGUAUUAAGUCUUGCAUUUGAUGAUAACAAUGAUAGUGAUAAUUAUUUUGAUGAUGAUGAUGGGGGUGGUGAUAACGACGACAACAAUAACAACAUAGGUGGUAGUAGUUAUGCUGUGAAAAUAGAUAAAAAUAUUAAAAAUUAUACAUCAAAUCGUAAAAAAUAUGGUACAAGUGUAAGUGAACUUGAACAAACAUUAAAUGCUUUACAAUCCAAUUUAAAUGAGUUGUUAAUUGAAAAUGACAAAUUAGAUAAACAAAUAAUUCAAGAUACAGCUGAAUUAGAAAAGCGUACGGAAGAAUUAGAUAGAGCUACCACUCAAUAUAAUGAUCAAAAACUGGCCUUAAUAGAAGCAGAAGAAGAAAUGCAGUGCUUAGAAUCUCGACUAAGCUAUGCUCGAAAUCAUUUACAUAGAUUACAGCGUACAAAUGUACUUAAUAUCGCUUUUCCUAUAUGGUACGAUGGUCACAUUGGUGUAAUCAAUGGACUACAUCUUGGUCGUUUGCCCAAUCGUCCUGUUGGUUGGGAAGAGAUCAAUGCAGCUUGGGGUCAAUGUGCUUUAUUAUUACAGUGCAUUGGGAAGAAACUUAAUUACACUUUUCAAAAUCAUCGUAUUGUGCCAAUGGGAAGCCAAUCAAAAAUGGUUCAACUAUCGAUAUCGAAAGAAUUUCCUCUAUAUUAUACUACUGGUGGCAUGCGAUUAUUAAGCGCUGGCAAAUUCGAUACAGCUAUGAUAAAUUUUUUAGAUUGUCUAAAUCAAGCUCAACAAAUUAUAGAGCAUACAUCCAAUAUACAAUUGCCUUUUCGGAUUAAAGAUAAAGGAAAAGUACAAGAUCCUGAUGGUCAAAUUUAUUCGAUUAAAAAGAUGUUAUUAACAUCAAUCAAAAUAUUAUCUAGUGAGACUACCGUAAAACUGUUGCGUAAUAAGCGAGAAUAAUAUUGAAAGCAUUACUCACGGAGGUCUGAACAUGCAGACUCAAUUACAUUUCAGUCGAUAUAUCUGAGCAAGAAAAAAACUCGCAAAAAGAUAGGAUGGAAUGGGAAUUCUGAAGAGAAUUGGACGAAAGCUUUAAAAAUGAUGCUUAUCAAUAUGAAAUGGAUUAUAGCUGCAUUAUCUACGAAAAAGAAUAAAAAAGCAAUUAAUAUUCAAUCAACUCCCAGUACUAUUGAUAAGUAAUCCAAUAAUAAUAGUAUGUUGGUGUGUGUGAGCUAAAAACGUUUAUGUAAUUCUCCUCCUAUUGUACAGUAUAUGACUAUCAUUGUGAAUGAUUCAUUUUGAAUUAUUGUAUUGUCCUUCAACAUUAUUUUUAAUUUAUCUAAUAAUUGUUACAUGAUACAUUAUGAAAUAAUCAUUGUUUAAGCUUCUUUCUUUCAUUAGUGAUGGGUGAAUUAAACAGUAUCUAUUAUUAUUAUUAUUAUUAUUAUUAUUAUUAUUAUUAUUAUUAUUAUUAUUAUUAUUAUUAUUAUUA